AUGACCUUAUUCGGAACAUUUGUAACCGAAUCAUUGCAGAGAUCGUGGCAUCUUUGGCGGAAAAAGUCCACCUGUCGCGUUUCCAACGUAGGCCGCUACUGUUUUGAUUUCACUCACUGGAAUAUCCUAGUCUCUUGGGUUAUCAUCAUCGCCGAACUCGUCGUCGGAACCGUCCCAGACCCACCCUGGAUGCGCAUUCUGGCGAUGCCAGUGCCUUCGAUUUUCCUCGUCUUCGCACUCGAGAUGCUGGUUUUCGAGUUCAUGUACGUUUUCGAGGUGCCCACCCCGUUCCGCAUUUCCUCCGUUCCGAAAGGGGAACCAAUGCGUCCUGCUCUGUAUGCACUUCUGGAAGACAUCAUCGCGGUGGAUGGUAAAGGAGGAACAAGAUUUAGGGACCGCCUGGAUCAGCGAUACAAAUGCAGUCCGCCAUUUCGCAGUAUGCUGCACCGACUGACGAUGCUAUGGGCGGUGCCUCAAGUGGUGGUAGCGGGGGGAACGCUGGCGGGAGUUUUCAUUGCGGACCGUGAACUGGCUUACACG
This is a messenger RNA of Penicillium hordei, 540 nucleotides long. RefSeq lists its product as uncharacterized. The record is from RefSeq and is a predicted model, not a curated record. Lineage: Eukaryota; Fungi; Ascomycota; Eurotiomycetes; Eurotiales; Aspergillaceae. The annotation marks the transcript as partial. The transcript is spliced from 2 exons.